Lasiosphaeria miniovina is the source of this 1158-nucleotide messenger RNA. RefSeq lists its product as uncharacterized. Lineage: Eukaryota; Fungi; Ascomycota; Sordariomycetes; Sordariales; Lasiosphaeriaceae. The record is from RefSeq and is a predicted model, not a curated record. The transcript is spliced from 2 exons. Bases 271 to 810 code for a protein of 179 amino acids.
AUUGAAGAUGAGCUUCUCCAGCGAAUCAGGUGAAGCGGUGCGGAUUGGCACUAAUCCCAGCUUUCAAGGGACGCAGUAAGCUGAUGGCCCAGCUCCCAGUGGGAAAAACAAUAAAGAAGGGCGCGCUUUCGCUUCCAACAACCACAAGCACAACUUCCCUUAGCUCACCACUUCUCAUCAAUCUUGCCCUGUCUUUUCGACUUUUCCGACCCAACGAGCUCUCGACCCGUCAUCAACUCACAGCCGCGUUGAUUCAUUAGUAAUCUCACAAUGAAGGCCGCUCUCGCUCUCGUUGCCGCCACGGUCGGGGCUGUUCUCGCCCAGGAUCUCUCAGGCCAGCCCACCUGCGCUACUGCUUGCCUUAUUUCGGCCAUUAGCGCUGCCGGCUGCGGGCCUUCGGACAUGGCUUGCCAGUGCGGCCCAACGCAAACCGCGAUUGUCAACAACGUGGUGCCUUGCCUGCUUGCCAGCUGCACGAGCGGUACCGAUAUUUUGCAGGCCUCGAGCGCCGGCGAAGCGCGAUGCUCUUCCUUCCUGGCUACGGCUGCGACCACAACGCCGGCGUCGACAACGAGUGCUGCCACGACUGCGGGCCCAACAUCGGUUCCAACUUCGGUUGGCACUAUCUCCCAGACGAGCUUUUUCCCUGGCUCCAAUACCACGAUAACUACACCCACUCUGUCUAACACCCCGACACCGACGCCGUCGACGACAUCAACAAAGUCGACGAGUACCAAUGCUGCUGCAACUCCCGUUGCUCUUGGUGCCGGAGUUGUGCUCGGGUUUCUCGGCCUUAUUGCGGCACUGUAAUAGAGGCACGAAGAGAACCUCAAAUCUUGGGAGAACUAUCAUGAUGAUAUUUUGUUGUGGGCUUUAUCGGGAGUUGAAAAGGGUGACUAUCUCUUGGCCUUCUAGGCAUAACAGUUUGGCUGCUGUGUGGCUCUGUUUUGGUGGCUUUGAGCCAGCCUCGAUCGUGAACAAUCUUUCUCGAGGUUAUCUUACACGGAGCCUAUAUACCUUGAUAAUAUUAUAAUUCUGAACCGAUCGGGCUUUCUGUGUAGUUUCAUGUAUUCCUAAUGACACCAGCUUGGAAGCUCGCACGAGCUUUUGAUGAUAUCCUCCCAACUCCAUUGUCGUCACAGUGAGAAAAGUACUUGG